AUGAUUUUUUUAAAUAAAAAAAUAUAUAAUAAAAAAUAUAUAUAUUAUAAAAAUAUCAAUUUAUUAUAUUUUAUAAAAAUAAUUAAUGAUUUUAUUUUUUUUUCUUUUUUAAUUAAAGAAUAUAUAAAAAUAUAUAAUUUAUUUUCUUUUAAUUUACUUAAAAAUUUUAUUAAUUUAUUAAAUAUAAUUGCAAUUAAAUAUAUAUUAUAUAAUAUUUAUAAUAAUAUUUUUAAUAUUACAACUACUAUAAAUUAUAAAAUUUAUAUACUAGAAUUAUUUUAUUGGGAAAAUAAAAAUUUUAUAAAUUAUAAUAAAUAUUUAUUAUUUAAUACUAUAGAACAAAAAAUAUUAUUAAUUAAAAAAGUAUCUAAAACUAGAGCAAAAGGAAGAAUAAAAAAAUAUAAAAUUAUAAUUAUUAUAGGAAAUAAAUCUGGAUGAUUUGGUAUAGGAUGUAGUAAAGAUUAUUAUUUACAAGAUGCUAUUUCUAAAGCACGUUUACAUGCUUUUAAAAAUAUUUAUCAAAUUUCAUUAUUUUAUUCUAAUUUAUUAAAAAAUAAUAUAUAUAUAAAAAAAAAAUUCAAAAAAUUAUAUUUAUUUUCAUAUAAUUAUAAAAUAAAAAUUUCUUCUUCUUAUAUUAUUAGAUUAUUAUUUUAUUUUAUCGGAAUUAAUAAUUUUAAUUCUAAAAUUAUGGGAUAA
Messenger RNA from Eimeria tenella, 696 nucleotides. NCBI's taxonomy places the organism in Eukaryota, Apicomplexa, Conoidasida, Eucoccidiorida, Eimeriidae. The record is from the annotation of a RefSeq genome assembly.